UGUGAGGAGUGCACGGAAUCGGGUUUCCGCGGAUAUGUCAUUUGUGUGGAACCUGUCGAACUGUGCCGGCAUGUCGUCGAUAGGGUGUCGGAAUGCGCUCGCUUCAUCGGUACUAAAUGUAAGAGGUCGUAGGGAGUUCGUGUUUUUGUGCGCAAGCUUUCGUUUGGCGUAUAUUUCUUAGCAUGAUGGGAGAGGCUGCACUUCCACCAGUGCAAAGGCGUCGUUUUGCCUCGGAACGUCGAGAGUGGAAACAAAUGGUAGAGAUCCAGCAGCACCUUCUACUCACGUCAUCUCGGUCUUCGAAACACACUGCUUCGGGAUCCAGUUCUGAGAAGGCAUCUCACGCUAUCCAAAAACAACCUGCGGGACCGAAGCCGAAAGUACCACCGGGAACACCCGUAAAGCCUCCGCCACCUGAAGAUCAAGCAUGCAGCAGUGCACCCGCGUUACUGGGAGAACAGAAAAUUCUUCUUCAUACUGCUGAAGUCAUGGAAACGCUCAGCAUUUUGCUUCAGUCUGAUUCUUCGGUGUGCAGCUCUUCAUCUGGUACAGACGCUCGUCAAGAUCUAUGCUCCGCGCUCAAGAAGGAGCAUGUAAAAGGCCUUCACGACCAAAUGAAGUCCUUCAUGAAAGAGCGUUGUUUGUUAGUAAUUAAGAAAGAGUGCUGCCAUCAGGUUGCCUUAGUAAGAAAGUUGCGUGACCGCGUGAAAAACCUAGCGCUGGCUGAAGAUACUUUAAUUGGACAGUUGCUAUUAUCUGGGCACCCCGUCCUACCCAAAGAUGUCCUGCAUCUCUCAUUUCUGCGCAAGUCUACUUUUCUUGACAACUUGCAAGCAGUAACUUUUGCUUGGCCUUACCUUCUCAAGUUCCUUGGCCAUACGUUUAACAGCUUCGAUGCGCAAUGGCACACUUCUUUGGACGUUGUGUUGCGUUGGACGCAAGUUCGUCUCGAAUCGCUGGCUGAGCAAGCGCUGCGCUGGGCAUGGCUAAGUUUGCGGAAUGAUAUCCUCUUGCUCUGCCGGAUGGACGCAGCUGACUUGCACGCCGACUGGAUUGGUGGAGUGUUUGCUUCGUGCCACUUCUUCAACCAACUGCUUAGCGCCUGCGGCUCAUCAGCCGGUGUGGCACCACUGCCCGUAUCAACAGUGCUGUUCACCCUUGCAGUGCAUCAGGCUGAAGUUUCUGCAGCUAGACUUGCUGCAUUUGUUUGUGUAGAAGGUAGAAAAAGUCGCGAAGGAACUGUGCGAAGCUUUACCUGGGGAGAUAUUGCCACUGCCGAAUUCUGGAGCAUGGCAGCGACUCGCGACGCUGCUGGCACAGCUGCUCUGCUUACUGCCCUCAUCCAAUCUGACCAAACCUUGCUUCUGAAAUACCUUUAUGCUGCUACAUGCAUCGACCACUCUGUGCCACCCCAAGCUGUCAAACAAAAACAAGGUAGGGCACACUGGCGGAAACAACCACCUAGGGCAACCCGUCCUAGUUGUUUUGAACUGGAGAGGCUGUACUGGGACCACUACUGGAACUGCUUUGUAGGCGAGCUACUCGCGAGGCUGACCACCGUAAACACUAGCACAGAGGUUUCUGGACCCUCAGGCGAACCACCAGUAUUUGGCAUGUCACUGCUCCUGAUGCUGGCCUGCCAAAGUCAAGAUUUGCCAAACACUGCAGUAACCUCGAUGAAGUGUGUCUGCCAAAUUCUUCUCGCACAGCUCUCACUGGUGGCCUGGAGACAAGCCCUGAAUGCUGCCUUGUUUGACUCUCACCAUGGAGCUACCAAAAAUGUCAUCAAGAACCUCCUGCUUCAUGCCGUGCAGCCUUUGAGUGCUUACUUGGCAAACCAACCUGUUGGAGAUCACAAGGGCAGUUCUUUAGCAAAAGUCUAUCUGGCACUGACUCUCUGGCACACAUUUCAUUGGGCUGAAGCUAGUCUACGCAGCAAUCUGCAUUCAUGGGCACCACCCUUGCUACCUCAACUCAUCUUCUGUGAUCUGCAGCCAAUUAUUGCUUCUGCAAAGUGUGCACAGCCUUCUUGGGACAAGCUCGAUGAUCUCACAAAUCUUUCUUUCUAUGCGAACUCAUUGUGUGGCUCUGCUGUGGAAGCACUGGAGCACCUACAGGAUUCAGUUGCCACACGUUACCAGGAUAACUGCUACAAAGCCACCCUGAAAAAUCUACAGGUAGCAGUGCCAACAGCUAGACGUUUUCAUAAGCAAGGGGGAAACAGAAAUGACCUUAUAUUACCCAUCCUGGAUGAAGUUUUAGAUACAGUAAUACCAGUUCUCGUGGAACUGCCUGCAUCUGUGCAGGCACUGUAUACAAGAAUCACACUAGAAGCAGUUUUCAAAGCCUGGAAAAAAAUGCUUGUAAUAAGGCAUUUGAAAUUUAAUGAAGAGGAAUCAGCUCAACUUACUGAUGUUGCAGCUAUGUGUCUUACUCGCGUGGAACACUCAGACUUACACGAGACUGCCAAGAGUGGCUUGUGGAAUUUGAGCGCUUAUCAUGACCUGCUGGAGUUUGUACGUGCUGCACAGCGAACUGUGCCGGCUUCUUCUGCAGGCAGGAGACUUUUCUCACCAAACAGGGUGUCUCCUUUGGUUGGUGCCAGCGGUGCCCAAGAACUCGGAUGCACACCAGUGCACACACAGCGAAGGCUACGGCACAAGCUAUGUUGCAAGUCAUAGUGUCAUGGGUAAAUUCUGACACUAGUCAUGUUCUUUUGAACACGUCUAUGAAGAAGGGGUGUAACAUAUGCUGCCAAAACUUGUGAGUACACAUAUCACACAUUAAAGGUUCAGUAUAUAAGGAAAAGUUCACUGGUAGAAAGUGACAAAAUAAGUAAUUUUGUACAAAGUGAAAACAUGUAAUGCACACACACAAGGAUCAUGCAUAUUCAUGCAGCAUGCCACAGUUGAAAACUAAGAUGUGCCUUCUUUUUUACUUGUCAAUGCACACCUGUGAGUGCAAAAAUGAAAGGAGAAAUAGUUCUUUUGACUACUGUGGAGUACUGUCAUUGUGAUUACUAAAAAACUUAUUGCGAACAUUUUGUUGGAGAAGUUGAAGACUUAUAAAAAAUUUAGAGACGUCACCUUGAUGUCACUGUCUGUUAUGACACCCAAGAACCCAUAUUGUAUGUUUUGAUAACAGACAUCAUCACAACUAGCCAUACUGGUACACGAGGUUACCAGAAUUGAGACUGUAGCCAUGUCUUGGUCAUGUCAAUGUCAAUAGAGGCACAACAUGAAAAUCGACUUCAAUGUCGAAAUAAAGUAUUUGGUCAGCAAUUCAUGAGCAUCACACCUGCUUAAGCCAUCCCUGUAUACAGGAGACAUAUGUUAGGGUAAAGUCAGCUUUGAAUAUUGGUGUGAGUGGCCCUUUACAAUUGUUCCAGUUAUAAUUUCAUCGGGCAGAAAGCAAAAAAAUACAAUUUUGAGAAUGUUAGUUCCUCAACAUUGUAUAAAUGUGUAAAUAAAUUGGAUUUGAAAUAAACUGUAGUGCAAAAAAAUUUACACAUUUCCACAGGGUGAAUUACGAGUAGGGCGAAGCGUCCGUCUGUGUAUACACUGUACUGGCUAUGUCGGAGAAAGGGACUGCCCUAGAUCAUAAGGAGCUUCGUCCCCCAAAAAAUUUCGUAUUGUUUUUGGAUUGUUUGUGGCUUUGGUCACUAGGGGCAUGCCACCAUACAUACUGUAAUAGCAGCAGCUGUGCUUGCAGCUGCUGCUAUUGUGUGGCCAUGGGAUGGCCCAUGAUGAUUUUAAUGUGAACAUGAUUUGCUUCAUUUGUACUCAAAUUUGUUUGGCAUAUUGGACAAAGCUAUAGUACACUAACCAAUAACAAAUAAUACUUUUUACCUUUUCUUUUCUUCGGUAGCAUGCAGCAGUGUGCCACUGAAGUGACGGUGUGCUAAAGUGCAUUUGCUUAAAGUGACAAUUUACCCUUGUGAUAGGAGUAUUAUGUAUUACUAUAAGCUCUUUACUCAAAGCAGCUGACAGCCUGGAAAAUCCUGUCAAAGAAAUAACUUUCUUGGCAAUUAUUGCUUACCUGUAAUUGUUAAUUGUGAAUCUCCAUUUGGCAUGUUUAUUGUUUAUCAAAUUUUCCUUUUUUUUAUUCUAGAGAAAGGUGGUUCAAUUUAGUUAAUCCUGAAUCUGAAUUCUUUUCUUGAAUGCUAAAAUUUGAAUUUAUCACUGAAAUGUAACAUUUUAUUCAGAUCAGAUCAUUUUAUUUAUAUGCCUCAUAUUUGAAAUAAGAGUGCACAACUAGAUAGGGACAAGCUACGCACUUGUCCGUGUCUUUUUGUGUCUCUGUGUAUACUAUACUGUUUCACACACCAAAUGCAAUGCUGUAGAGGCCAGUGAAAGACUUCUCAGUGUUUAUACCAUUCAAAAUAGCUUUUUCUUUUUUCAGGCAGAGUAUUAAAUAAGCAUGUUCUAUGCCUUACAAAUAAACAAACCCUGUUACAAAGUUGUCAAUAUACAGCUGCGUCGCUUAGUCUCGAUUUCGUACUUUGCUACUUCGUUUUGCAGGCCGUCACGCAGAGGCUUGUGCGAGCAUUUACAAUGACAAAUGCCGACCACAAGACGCACAGAGCAAUGAAUUUUGCUAACCGAACUUCUUGCAUAGCUUCCACAGCACUGCACAUGAUGAGUGAAAUGAAGCAUACUUACACACAUGCAUUUUAUUUAUCACAAAUCACCAAUUCAUCUAAUCAGACAUUCUGAUGUCUAGUAAAAAGCGUUUCUGCAUUGUGCACACAUAAGGGCAAAUGACUACAAAAUUUGUCCUUCACUAAAUAUUUGAGUAAUAAACCUUCGUUAUGUCAUA
Molecule: messenger RNA, 4818 nt
Organism: Rhipicephalus microplus (southern cattle tick)
Lineage: Eukaryota; Metazoa; Arthropoda; Arachnida; Ixodida; Ixodidae
Source: RefSeq, a predicted model, not a curated record